Staurois parvus is the source of this 264-nucleotide messenger RNA. NCBI's taxonomy places the organism in Eukaryota, Metazoa, Chordata, Amphibia, Anura, Ranidae. The record is from the annotation of a GenBank genome assembly.
AUGAUGGGGUGCUAUUCCUCCCACUGACACCAAUGAUGAGGCACUACUCCUCCCCUAACACAAAUGAUGGGGCACUAUUUCAUCCACUGACACCCACUAUUCCUCCCACUGACACUAAUGGGGAAACUAUUCCUCCCACUCCAAUGAUGGGGCACGAUUCUUCCCACUGACACCAAUGAUGGGAAACUAUUCCUCCCACUGACACCAAUGAUGGGGCACUAUUCCUCCCACUGAUACCAAUGAUGGGACACUAUUCCUCCCACU